GGCGAUUAGCUAGCUAGCACUGCACUGCACUGUGCGCACAACUACUCGAUCGACUGCAUUGACAGGGUACGAUUGUGGACUACGGACCGCACCCCCACGGCCUAGCGUUGACAGAGCAGUGUUGUCUGUCGGCAGCUAGCUCGGCAGGCAGGCCAGGCUAGGCGCAGGCACACGACGUAUUCAGUACCCGGAAAUUUUCAACCUGAGCAUCAGAUAAGAGUCACAGAACGAGAGUCAAUCUUCUUCAAAUUAGAAGAUUUGGAUCUGCAGCUUACACUCUGAUGCUGUCAAAACUCAAAACUCGAGAGGAUGGUUUAAACAAGACUUGAGAGAUAUUACCAUCUACAAGAAAUGGCUUCUCCAACAAACAUGUUUGCUCCAUUUGCUUCAAACGUUAAUAAAAACUCUGUUGGAGUCAACUUUUUGACAACUAAAGUCGUUGAUGCCAUCCAGAAUAACUGGGUCUACGAACAGAUUGUCCAGGUUAUUCAAGCACAACCGGAUGGAAUCAAUGAAAAGGGAUGGCACGGUUUUACUGCCCUACAUCGAGCUGCACUGAGAGGGGAUCCUGCCAUAAUAGCACUUCUCUUAGAACAUGGUGCAGACGUCAACCUGAUCAAUGACUAUGGGGAAACACCUCUCAUGUAUGCUUGCAAACGAGGCAACCCUCAGAAUGUGGACUUGUUUCUAGAGGCUGGUAGUAAUCUAGAUACAGAGGACCACCAGGGGCGUAAGCCUGUACACCAUGCAGCUGCUGGAGGCAGUGUACAUACGCUGCAUUACUUGGAGCAAGUUCAUGGAAUUACAUUCGACGAAAGAGACAAACAUGGUCAGACACCUCUCCAUGUGACAUGUUAUCAAGGGUUUCAAGAUGCUGUCAAAUAUCUUCUAAGGAAAGGGCGGUCAGAUGUAAAAUUGCCAGACAGCCAUGGAAACUUGCCAAUCCACAUAGCUUGCCUGAAUGCUCUCUCUGAGACAUGCUGGACACUGCUAGAGAUUGGCUCUUGUCAAACUCUGCUUAUCAAGAACAAAGAAGGAAAGACCGCCCUCGACGUGCUCAGAGAGGGCAGGGGCAUGUCACAUCAGUACUUAUUCAAGGAAAUGGACUACUGGGCUCACUCUAAGGCACCGCACUUACCUCCGAAGGGACCCCUCUUAUCGUGGUAUACCCUCUUGCUUGGACCCUUUGUAUACUUUGCUCUUAUCAUUGCCGUCGGAAGUCAGCUAAGGCAAUACGGUGGUGUAUUCAUGGCCGUAUUCACUGCUGUUCUAGUCUUUCUGGUCAGCAACCAGCAGCAUAGAAUCUCACAUAUCAGCAGAUGGGCCAAUCCUGUACAAGCUGGAGCCUUCUUUGCUGGAAUCAGUCACACGGCCAUCUGCUAUUUCUACAAAGUACUACCAGUGUUAUGGCCUGAGACAGUCAACCUAUCUCUUCUGAUUCUAAUCCCCUUGGCCUUCAUCAUGGUUACGCUCUACUACCGCCUCAUCACGGGGGACCCUGGUACUUGCAAGACCUCGCAGCGGCACAGUCAAGAUGGGUCAGUUUUGACCAUCAAGGAUAUCGUCAAAGGGAGAUGCAAGAUAGACAUCUUCUGUGUGCAUUGCGAGAUCAUUCGGCCUGCCGGAACGAAGCACUGUCGGUUGUGCCAUAGAUGCGUCAGUAAUCUUGAUCACCACUGUCUCUUCAUCGUCAACUGCGUGGGAGAACGCAACCAUCGAUCUUUCAUCAUCUUUCUCUGCGUCACAUCUCUUGCUCAUCUCGUCUUCAUCUUCCACUCCUACCUGUUCCUCACCUCCCUGUACCCCGACGCCGACCUUUGGCCUCUCCUAGUACAGACGUUCUACGACCAGACGUGGGUUCUAAUCCUCUGCUUCCUCAACACGUAUACUGUCAUAUGGGAGAUGUUUCUCAUACAAUACCAACUCCAAUAUAUCUCUCGUGGUUUGACAACAGCGUACGACAUCUCAAGGAGGAAUCCAAACUAUGCUCAGAUCAUGGAAGUCUCAUUUCACGACAGAUUGCGAAAUAUUAAGAACUUCUUGUUAGGAAGGAGGACAAAAUCUGCAUUUGAGUUGCGUAAAUCCCGAAUAGUGUAAUACUGAACUGUUAAAUAACAGUCACAUUUUAAAGGCAUAGUUGAGUUCUAUUUUAGACCGCAAAUGCCUUCAAAGUGCAUGGUUAUUGCUCUUGCUAUGAAGGUAAAUUCAGACCCCAAAAUGUGAAAAAUUUAGCCAAUAC
This is a messenger RNA of Strongylocentrotus purpuratus (purple sea urchin), 2239 nucleotides long. RefSeq names its product palmitoyltransferase AKR1. The record is from RefSeq and is a predicted model, not a curated record. Gene Ontology annotation, cellular component: Golgi membrane. The transcript has 10 exons. Gene Ontology annotation, molecular function: palmitoyltransferase activity; protein binding. Gene Ontology annotation, biological process: protein palmitoylation. NCBI's taxonomy places the organism in Eukaryota, Metazoa, Echinodermata, Echinoidea, Camarodonta, Strongylocentrotidae. Bases 352 to 2097 code for a protein of 581 amino acids.